Molecule: messenger RNA, 6157 nt
Organism: Limulus polyphemus (Atlantic horseshoe crab)
Lineage: Eukaryota; Metazoa; Arthropoda; Merostomata; Xiphosura; Limulidae
Exons: 19
Coding region: 1-5856 (1951 amino acids)
Cellular component (GO): extracellular region
Molecular function (GO): chitin binding
Source: RefSeq, a predicted model, not a curated record
AUGUAUUUUGAUCUGGAGAAAGGAAUAUGUGGCCCCAAGGAAUAUGUUGAAUGUGAUAUUACAACCACGGAAGCACAUAAACCAACUACAACUCAAGUGCCCACGACUAUUCCAAAAGUCAUCUCGACAAAAACACCGACACUUCCACCAGAACCCAUUUGUUUCAAGUGUCCCGAGCCAUGUGGCCUGUUUCCGGACCCCAAAGACUGUGAAAGGUUUUACUUCUGUUAUACCGGUUUGUCUUUUCGCAAAAAAUGUCCAUCUGGUCUCCACUUCAACGCUUUUCUUCAAACCUGCGAUAAACCUGGUGCAGCUGGCUGUGGGAAGACAGUCGUUCCAACCAUUAGACCAGCAACAAACCAAACAUGUAGUUCCGACUGCUCGAUGAUUCGGGACACCAAAGACUGCACUAAGUACAAGUUUUGUAAGGAUAAUAAAAUUCAUGAAAUGUCCUGUCCGCCUGACCUGGCCUUCAACCCCAAAACGGACACUUGUGACUAUGCUGAUAAGGUGGAGUGCAGAGAUCCAAGAUGUCCUGAACCUAAUGGUCUCUUUCCUCAUCCAGACUCCUGUCUGAAAUACAUCAAAUGUGAAAAUUGGCAGUUCAAGAUUAUGAAGUGCCCAGAGGGUCUUGGGUUUAACCCUAACACCAAGUGCUGCAACUGGCCUGACACCUGCAAUGAAAAGGUCAUCAAGCCUCUCAUUGUCUAUCCAGCCAAGAAAGAGUGUCCGUGUUAUUGCUGUGCUAUUGCUGACCCUAACGACUGUAGCAAGUUUACGCUUUGUGUCAAUGGCCAUGCCAUUAACGAACAGUGUUCUGGAGGACUUCUUUUCAGCCCUAAGACCGAGAACUGUGAUUAUGCUAAGAAUGUAAACUGUAACCGAACGUGUGACAAGGACUGUGAUGAUAAGCCAACAGUGCCACCUGGUAACUACUGCAAGAAACCGUCCGGUCUCUUUCCUCAUCCCACUAAAUGCAACCUCUUUAUCCAUUGCUCCAAAAAUAUUCAUCACAUCAAGGAAUGUCCAAGUAUUCUUCACUUUAACCCAAGACUCAGAGUCUGUGAUUGGCCAUGGAAUACAGGCUGUGGAAGCAACACCACAGAACCUGAACCAGAGCCAGAGAUACCUGAUGAUAAAGUAACCUGUGACUGUGACUGCUGCUUUUUACCUGUAAAGGGAGACUGUGCCGCCUACAUUCGAUGUGAAGGAGGCAUCGCCUACCGUGGUAGAUGUCCUGGUAGUUUACUCUUUAAUAAAGAUGUGGAAAACUGUGAUCUACCAGAAAAUGUUAUCUGUGAAGAUAAACCGAAAGACCCGAAUUACAAUUGUACUUCAGAGUUUGGUCUCUUUCCUCACCCCAAAGACUGUGGGAAAUUCAUUAAGUGCUCUCAUUGGAUGCCAUAUGUGAUGAACUGCCCCAGUAAACUUCAUUUUGACCCGGCAAUAAAGGUCUGUGAUUGGCCAAACAAAGACGGGUGUCAUGGAAUUGUACCAACAAAACCUUCUAAACCUGACGGAACAUGUGACCUGUGUGAAUGUUGUUUUAUCCCUGACGACAAGGACUGUGCAGCCUUCACCCGGUGUGAAAACGGAAAAUCUUACAAAGACCGCUGUUCCCCUGGUCUGUUGUUCAACCCCAAGAUAGAGAACUGUGACUUUGAGGAAAAUGUUGACUGUGAGAAGCCAAAAGUUUAUACUACAACUACAGUUCAAGAAACGACAACAGUUUCAAGAGUCAUUUCGACUGUACCACCGACACUUCCACCAGAACCCAUUUGUUUCAGAUGUCCCGAGCCAUGUGGUUUGUUUCCUGACCCCAAAGACUGUGAAAGGUUUUACUUCUGUUAUACCGGUUUGUCUUUUCGCAAAAAGUGUCCAUCUGGUCUCCACUUCAACGCUUUUCUUCAAACCUGCGAUAAACCUGAUGCAACUGGUGGCUGUGAUACUACAACUACAGUUCAAGAAACGACAACAGUUUCAAGAGUCAUUUCGACUGUACCACCGACACUUCCACCAGAACCCAUUUGUUUCAGGUGUCCCGAGCCAUGUGGUUUGUUUCCUGACCCCAAAGACUGUGAAAGGUUUUACUUCUGUUAUACCGGUUUGUCUUUUCGCAAAAAGUGUCCAUCUGGUCUCCACUUCAACGCUUUUCUUCAAACCUGCGAUAAACCUGAUUCAGAUGUCUGUGGGAAGACAACCGGUCCAACCAUUAGACCAGCAACAAACCAAACAUGUAGUUCCGACUGCUCGAUGAUUCGUGACACUAACGACUGCACUAAGUACAAGUUUUGCGAGAAUAAUAAAAUUUAUGAAAUAACCUGUCCGUCUGACCUGGCCUUCAACCCCAAAACGGACACUUGUGACUAUGCUGAUAAGGUGGAGUGCAGAGACCCAAGAUGUCCCGAACCCAAUGGUUUCUUUCCUCACCCAGACUCUUGUCUGAAAUACAUCAAAUGUGAAAAUUGGCAGUUCAAGAUUAUGAAGUGCCCAGAGGGUCUUGGGUUUAACCCUAACACCCGGUGCUGCAACUGGCCUGACACUUGCGAUGAAGAGGUUACAAGACCACUCAUUGUCUAUCCAGCCAAGAAAGAGUGUCCGUGUAAUUGCUGUGCUAUUGCUGACCCUAACGACUGCAGCAAGUUUACACUUUGUGUCAAUGGCCAUGCUGUCGAACAAAAGUGUUCAGAUGGGUUACUUUUUAACCCUAAGAGUGAGAACUGUGACUAUGCAAAGAAUGUAAACUGUGACCGAACGUGUGACAAGGACUGUGAUGACAAGCCAACAGUGCCACCUGGUAACUACUGCAAGAAACCGUCCGGUCUCUUUCCUCAUCCCACUAAAUGCAACCUCUUCAUCCAUUGCUCCAACUAUAUUCCUCGCACCAAGGAAUGUCCAAGUAUUCUUCACUUUAACCCUAGACUCAGAGUCUGUGACUGGCCAUGGAAUACAGGCUGUGGGGAGACAGGCAAUCAAACCAUCAGACCAGCAUCAAACCAAACAUGUAGUUCCGACUGCUCGAUGAUUCGUGACACUAACGACUGUACUAAAUACAAGUUUUGCAAGAAUAAUAAAAUAUAUGAAAUGGUUUGUCCGUCUGACCUAACCUUCAACCCCAAAACGGACACUUGUGACUAUGCUGAUAAGGUGGAGUGCAGAGAUCCAAGAUGUCCCGAACCCAAUGGUUUCUUUCCUCACCCAGACUCUUGUCUGAAAUACAUCAAAUGUGAAAACUGGCAGUUCAAGAUUAUGAAGUGCCCAGAGGGUCUUGGGUUUAACCCUAACACCAGGUGCUGCAACUGGCCUGACACUUGCAAUGAAGAGGUUUCAAGACCACUCAUUGUCUAUCCAGCCAAGAAAGAGUGUCCGUGUAAUUGCUGUGCUAUUGCUGACCCUAACGACUGUAGCAAGUUUAUACUUUGUGUCAAUGGCCAUGCUGUCGAACAAAAGUGUUCAGAUGGGCUACUUUUCAACCCUAAGAGUGAGAACUGUGACUAUGCAAAGAAUGUAAACUGUAACCGAACGUGUGACAAGGACUGUGAUGACAAGCCAACAGUGCCACCUGGUAACUACUGCAAGAAACCGUCCGGUCUCUUUCCUCAUCCCACUAAAUGCAACCUCUUCAUCCAUUGCUCCAACUAUAUUCCUCACACCAAGGAAUGUCCAAGUAUUCUUCACUUUAACCCUAGACUCAGAGUCUGUGAUUGGCCGUGGAUUGCAGGCUGUGGACAUAACACCAACAUUUCAAAACCGGAUCCAGAACCAGAAAUACCUGAUGAUAAAGUAAUCUGUGACUGUGACUGUUGCUUUUUACCUGUGCAGGGAGACUGUUCAGCCUACAUUCGAUGUGAAGAAGGUAUCGCCUAUCCUGGUAGAUGUCGUGGUAAUUUACUUUUUAACAAAGAUGUGGAAAACUGUGAUCUACCAGAAAAUGUUAUAUGUGAAGAUAAACCGAAAGACCCGAAUUACAACUGUACUUCAGAGUUUGGUCUCUUUCCUCACCCCAAAGACUGUGGGAAAUUCAUUCAGUGCUCUCAUUGGAUACCACAUAUGAUGAACUGUCCCGGUAAUCUUCACUUUAACCCUGCAAUAAAGGUCUGCGAUUGGCCAAACAAAGACGGAUGUGACGGAAUUGUACCAACAAAACCUCCCAAACCUGACGGAAUAUGUGACCUGUGUGAAUGUUGUUUCAUCCCUGACGACAAGGACUGUGCAGCCUUCACCCGGUGUGAAAACGGAAAAUCCUACAAAGAACGCUGUCCUAUUGGACUCUUGUUCAACCCCAAGAUAGAGAACUGUGACUUCGAGGAGAAUGUUGACUGUGAGAAAACAGGAACAUGUCCGGAACCAUGCGGAAUAUUCCCUCACCAAGACUGUGCUAAGUUCAUGCACUGUAAUAAGAAGAUUCCUACUAUCAAAGACUGUCCGGCAGGACUACAUUUUAAUCCUACCCUGAAGUCAUGUGAUCGGCCUGAACGAGCUGGUUGUGAAAAAGACCGAGAUCCAAAUCCAGUUUGUAAUGAAUGUGACUGCUGUCUUGUGGAAGAUAAAGAAGAUUGUUCUAAAUACUACGUGUGUGAGGCGGGAAGGUCCUUCCACGCCAAGUGUGGAGAAGGCUUACUCUUCGAACCAUCUUUGAACAAUUGUGUUCUUGAAAAAGAUGCCACUUGUAAAAUUACUAAAUUCAUUUGUCCAACACCUAACGGGAUGUUCAAGAAUGACGAGAAUUGUUCCACUUUCUGGAUCUGUUCCAAUGGAAUAGGAUCUCUGUAUAGCUGCCCAGCUGGGCUUCACUGGAGCCACACCCUAAAACGCUGUGAGUGGCCUUGUGUUGCUCAGUGUGAUUCUUCUAUACCAGUCUGUCCACCAACUACUACUACUACUACAGUCGAGCCAACGAAGGACCCAAUAUGCCCAUGUCCUGAAUGUAUUUCUCAGAAUCCUUUUGACUGUCAGUCUUACUUCAAGUGUAAAAAUGGAUCGCGAGAAAAGAUGUACUGUUCUGAAGACCUGUAUUUCAACAAAGACACUAAAAUGUGUGACCAGUUAAACAAGGUUGAAUGUCCAAACAUUGGAGACCCCUGUCUCUGUAAAAUGCCCAAUGGCAAAUUUAUCUUCCCUGGAGACUGCGAUAAAUAUGUGGAAUGUAUCAACGGCAUCGCAUUUAUUAGACAGUGUAAAUGGGGACAGAAGUUUGAUGAGCUUAGGAAGACCUGCAUUUCAAAUAAUGGCGGAUGUGAAAAACUAGGUAAGGAUCCAGUGUGUAAGAAACUAGAUGGACUUUUCGCCAAAAAGGACGACUGUAGUAAGUUUUACCACUGUUCUAAUGGUAUUGCCUAUGUGAAGAACUGUCCUGCAUCCUUGCUUUUCAAUCCUCGCCUCAAGGUCUGUGAUUGGCCUUGGAACGUUAACGACUGUGGAGUUGACCUAGUCCCAGAUCCUGAUCCGAUCUGUGAGGUGAACCUUGACAUCAAGUGUCCAUCCUGCGCAUGUCGAGUGCCCGAUCCUCGUGAUUGUGGAAGCUUCUACGAAUGUACCAGUGAUGGUAAACCUUGUAAGAAGAUAUGUCCAGCAGGUCUCAAGUUUAAUGCUAUAAAGAUGACGUGUGACAAACCUGAAAAUUAUGAUUGCACCGUUAUAGAACGUGAUCCACGAGAUAACAAAGUGACUACACCUAUUCCUAAACCCUCUGAUCCUUGUGCAAGACGAAGUUUUGGGCUAGUUCGUAGUCCCACUGACUGUUCAAAGUACAUCAACUGUGGAGCAGUGCCAAGAGUUGAGCAGAUGUGUCCUCCCGGGCUUUAUUUUAAUGAAGCUAUACAAGUGUGUGAUUUUCCAUACAACGUUCAGUGUUGAAAACAACUUUUUUAUUUCAAUUAUGCUCUAAUUAUGCUCACAUAUUGCCACGUUAUUUAUAGAAAAAAAAGCCAAACGUGUAGAUUUCAAAACUGAAAAAAAACGAAGUGUUUUAGUUUUGAAAUGGAUUUCUAAAAAAUUAAAAUAAGGAACAGUUAGUAGUUUAAAUAGUGAAUAGAUAUUCCUUAAUAAUAUUGUAGAUAAUUUUAUUUAUGUAGUUGUCUUGAUCUUAUUUGGAUUUAUUAAGCCUAACGGAUUCCUUGAGUUCCGCAAUGGUGUACUUCUAGUCAUUUGUAUUUAC